AUGACGUAUCCGACGAUUGAGAUGUACGAUAUCUCGUGCACGACGACGCGCGCGCCCUGGUCGCCGUUCACGGCGCGCACGUAUCUUGCGCUGCGCGUGCUCGACAUGCCAUUCCACCGCACCAUGGUGCCAAUGGUGGGCAUCCGCUCGCUGCUCUCAUCGGCGGGCGUUUCGCCCAACUCUGACGGCGACCUUCUCCUGCCUGCCAUCACGCUCACCUCUGAUGGCACCACACGCUGGCUCACCGAGAGCGACGACAUUGCUGCGCAUCUCCAGGAGCUCUUUGUUGCAGCAGGCAAUCCUGUCUCCAAGUCGCUCUUUCCCGAUGAGGAUGCGAGGGAGGCGGGCAAGGCGGCACGUAAGGCGCUGCGCGAGUCGCUGUACAGUGCCGAGCAUGCGUGGAAGUCGCUCAUCCCCGCGGUGCUCGACAUCCUGGAGCCCGAGUCGCAGCAGUGGUUUGUCGACACGCGCACCAAGUCGUGGGGCAAACACCCGCGCGACAUCCUCACGCAAGAUGCGCCGCUAAACGAAGAGCGUGCAGGCGGGACGGUGCAGCUGUUGGCCAACGCCCUCCGACCGUUCAGCAAGCUGUACGACGACAAGAAGCUGUGGAUCGGCGGUGAGGAUCCAGUGUAUGCCGACCUGAUUGUUGUGGCUGCUCUGCAGUGGUACAGCUGUGCACGCCCGCACGAGUUCAAGCAGGCCAUCAAGAUCACAGGCGGCGGGUUGGAGAAGGCAUGGAUUGCAGCACAGCCUUUGCUGAACGAGUGA
This is a messenger RNA of Moesziomyces antarcticus, 771 nucleotides long. Its product is annotated as glutathione S-transferase. The transcript has a single exon. Lineage: Eukaryota; Fungi; Basidiomycota; Ustilaginomycetes; Ustilaginales; Ustilaginaceae. Bases 1 to 771 code for a protein of 256 amino acids. The record is from RefSeq and is a predicted model, not a curated record.